AUGUGCAUAAGGAGGGCUGGUCUGAGGAUAGUUUCCCUAGCUGUUGGGUUCUCUUACAGACAUUCUAAGGAUUUUGAUUUGAAUAGAAUGUAUUCUGGGAGGUUUCUGGAGCCACUUCGAUAUGUGGGGAUGGGUUUGAAAAAGCUAAAGCUUGUUGGACUAGAUCUAAUUGGUCCAGAUGAUUUGACUCCAGUUCUUGCUAUCUGUUCUUUAACGAACUUGGAGCUGCACAACCUGUUGUAA
Messenger RNA from Eruca vesicaria subsp. sativa (arugula), 243 nucleotides. Lineage: Eukaryota; Viridiplantae; Streptophyta; Magnoliopsida; Brassicales; Brassicaceae. The record is from the annotation of a GenBank genome assembly.